UCUGGUUUUGAGUGGCUCGAGCGGCUGCAGUGUGUCUGACUUACCUCCCGGCGCGCGCGGCAGGAACAAGCAGCGGGAACACCUGUCUCGUGACGAGCGCUCAUGUUCUCCUGUGUGGCGUGAAACUGGAGCACGCAGCCCGGAACCCGCCGCCCCUCCGCUGGGCUGGACCGGAGCAGCCAGCCCUCUGGACCGAUGUCCUGGCCGAAAUGUCCCGGCACAUCUACAUACGGAACAAGAUUGGCGAGGGCAUCCAAGCGCCCAUCUUUCAGGUGAACCGAGGGACUUAUUCCAGGAGGAGUCGCCUCAAGAGGUCUGACGGCAGCACCACCUCCACCAGCUUCAUCCUCAGACAGGGAUCAGCUGAUUCAUACACUAGCAGACCAUCAGACUCAGAUGUCUCUCUCGAGGAGGAGCGGGAGGUGCAGGCUCAGGUCCAGAGCCAGAGCCCAAGCCAGAGCCAAGGACCGGGACAGAGCCGACAGGAGAGGGAACAGCAGGCUGCCGUUCAACUGGAAAGAGCCAAGAGUAAACCUGUGGCAUUUGCUGUAAGGACCAAUGUCAGCUAUUGUGGCGCACUGGAUGAAGAUGUUCCAGUGCCAGCCACAGCCAUCUCCUUUGACGCCAAGGACUUUCUGCACAUAAAAGAGAAGUUCAACAAUGACUGGUGGAUCGGUCGGUUAGUGAAAGAGGGUUGCGAGAUCGGCUUCAUUCCCAGCCCUCUGAAGCUGGAAAACAUUCGACUCCAGCAGGAGCAAAAGAGAGGACGAGUCCAAGGUAAGUCUGGAGGGAACUCUUCUUCCAGUGUGGAGGAUGAGGUUUCUGCCUCUAUCCGACCACUCAUAUCCUCAGCAGGAAAGCAGAAACAGAAAGUGACGGAGCACAUCCCCCCAUAUGAUGUGGUUCCCUCCAUGAGGCCUGUAGUUCUGGUGGGACCCUCACUAAAGGGCUACGAGCAGCAGCAAAGUGCCAUCUGUCUUGUUGUCCUGGAUUUGCCUGAUGGAUGGUGGCUUAUUCAUACUGAGGAUCACAAGGGAGAGCCGGAGCCUCUCUCAGCAUGCAUGGGGCAGGAAACGGGAAACGCACCGUGGACAGAUCAUCCACAGAUUGUAACAGACAUGAUGCAGAAAGCACUAUUUGACUUCCUCAAGCACAGAUUUGAUGGCAGGAUAACUAUCACACGAGUCACGGCAGAUAUAUCGCUGGCCAAAAGGUCUGUUCUUAACAACCCCAGUAAGAGGGCCAUCAUAGAAAGAUCCAACACUCGCUCCAGUUUAGCUGAGGUGCAAAGUGAGAUUGAAAGGAUCUUCGAGUUGGCCCGCUCCCUGCAGCUGGUGGUUCUGGAUGCCGACACCAUCAACCACCCUGCCCAGCUUCUCAAGACCUCCCUGGCCCCCAUCAUCGUCCAUGUUAAAGUCUCCUCGCCAAAGGUUCUGCAGAGGCUAGUCAAGUCCAGAGGGAAGUCCCAGAGCAAACACCUGAACGUCCAGCUCGUGGCAGCAGACAAACUAGCCCAGUGUCCACCGGAAAUGUUUGACAUCAUCCUGGAUGAAAACCAGCUGGAGGACGCCUGUGAGCAUCUCGCCGAGUACCUCGAGGCAUACUGGAAAGCGACCCACACCUCGAUGGCGACGCCCCUGAACCCCCUGCUGGGACGCAACCUGGGCCCCACCACACUCACGCCCUACCCCACCAGCAUCUCUGGACUGCAGCAGAGCCAAAGAAUGCGACAGAGCAACCACACAGGAGACCACUCGACCCCAAAUGAACGUCGCAACCUGAUGACAUCAGAUGAAAACUACCACAAUGAGCGGGCACAUAAGGGACGCAACCGCAUGUCCUCUGGCUCCCAGCAUAGCCGAGAGCAGCAGGACGCCUACCAGGACUACCAGGAUCCCUAUCAGGAUGCAUACAAGCCACAUCGCAAUCGCAGUUCACCGGGCAGCUAUAGCCAUGACUCCCGGCACCGGCUCUGAAAACACUCCUCUCGCCACAGUGGCCCACACGGCCCAGAAUUCCACCCAAAAUAAACGCUGCAAUAGAGCCAAGAUGGUCCCAAAUUGUACCUUUUUUUCCCCCCCUUUUUUUGAUCUACUUGGCUAUUUUUCCUCUUUCAAAGUAAAAAAGAAUCACAUUCAGGUAUUUUCUUUUUAAUCGAGUUGUCAGGGCAAACCCCCAUCAGUCAACAGUGUGAGUAGUGAGGAGGUUCAGGCCAACAUUAACAAAACUUGUAAAAUCUCUUUGAGUUUCUGGGACCUUUUUUGGAUUUUACUAACAUAAUGCUCAGCAGAUGUGCAGCACAGUGCUUGUUGCCGGUGUCAACAGUCUAAUUAUGGAUAGUAGUCAGAUGGUGAUGAUGUACUGUAUGGGCUUCUGAGUGCCUGAAGCGUCACACCAGGUCAGAUGGAAGCCCUCUGCACACAAACUGCUGAAAGGCUGCUGCCCCCUAUCCUGGGCCAUGUAUAAAUCCUCUCUCCAUUUAGCUUAUUGCAUGCUUGUAGUUGAUCAACCUCCGCAUCCACUUCACUGAUGUUUUACCCAGCAUUCUGGACUCUCCCAUGAUGAGGUGUAGAUAUGGAGGUCCAAUUUUCACCUCGUUGUGGAUAGGCGCUCGUGGUGGGUUCGUGGGUUGGUUAUGCAGAUGAUAUCUGGCUGCUAGUUUUGAAAACUGGUGCUUCACAUUCCCAAACUAUUUUGCUAUUUGAAAGUCACUUUGAGCAAGGCCAGCUUUUGUGUAGCAUAGCUUCAGGAUUUUAUUUGGGUGAAGACCCUGACCGUCAUAAGCAGAACAGACUCUGAUGGUGCUGGGAUCAGACCUCUGUUACACUGUAGAGGAAGGCAAUACUGCUGCUGUUCUAAACAGCUAGCACUUAGAGAGUUAGACAAGGCAAUAGCCGAGACUGUGUGAUAUUGUAGUGGAUUACAAUAGCAAAAUUCUACUUGAGAUGCAGUUGAUACUGUUGAAAUAUGGACUGGCAUUAAAACCAAUGCAGGAGGAGCCUCUUUAGCUGGCUGGGAUGUUCUGUCUUGAAGUUUUCGCCCCUGCCAGCGACCUCUUUUUCUUCUGUUUGUUUGCUUGUUUGACGUGAAGCUCCAUCUGCUGCUGAAGCUACAGGUUAUUUUGCAUUUGUUAGCAGUAAAAUCACAGUUACGUAGAGGUAAAACACGCAUACAGAUGUCGGUUAGCAUUAAGUCAAGUCACUGGUUAAUCUCUGUCAAAGUUCCUUUUGUUGGCUUUAAGGGGUUGAAAUGACAUAAAUGUUACACGACAGGAUUGGUUGCACCAUGUUCGUUCCCUGUGUAGCUGGCAUGUUUCCCUGACUGCAGAGCAUGUUCCCUCCAAAGGUAAAAAAAAAAAAAAAAGCCCACUGUAAUCAAGUUGGUGUUUGUACAAGUAUGAGGCACGUUUCUCCAAAAAUAGAAAAAAAAAAAAGAAAAGAAAAUGUCCCAAAACUGCAGACAAAUGAUAUCUCUGGAUCCUUGAGGUUAAUCGCUCAUUCAGUACACUGAAAUGACGCAAGCAAAUAUUUUGAUCAUUUAGAAAAUGUUAAAGUGGACUGCAUGGUAUAAAAGUGAAGCCAUCUCACUGAUAAGUUUCUGUUAGACCAGAAAUAUGUUAUAUAUUAGAAAGUGCACUGAAACAACCGACACAGGCUGAGCCCUCACAAAAAAAGGGCAGUUUGCCCACAUGGUGCUUUGUAUGGAGCAUGAGAGCUGCUGUGUUUGCUAAUGAUGAUCUUAAGUUUUGUUAUCAGAAUUUGCUGUACAUAUCCCAUUCUUUUAAGAGAUAGUAUUAUCUUGUGAUUCUGACUUAAUCAUCUUACUAUUUCCAGAUAAUAAAUGGUACCAUUGGACCAACUUUAAGGUUUUCUAUUAAAACAAAGUACUUUAAAAGGUAUAUUAGGUAACAUUCAAGUGUCCUAUUAUAGUUUAUGCAAAUAAGAGAAAAUCAUGAGGAUAAAGUAAGGAAUCACGUUGCGUGUUAUCAGAAGAUAAUAAGAUGAGCAAGUUGUCAUGUUGACAAGAAAAACUGCUGGAACAUUCUUUAUUAUCUUGGCAAUUUGUGCUCUUUCGAUAAAAACUAUUGUAAUUUUGACAGUUUUUUGGCUUCCAUAUUUCUCCAGGACCAAAAACACAAAGAACAAUCCAAAUGCCUGUUUUUGCAGUGUACCUCACAACUUCCUGUAUGUGAUAUGAUACAUACAGGAAGUGAGUGACACGGCUACAUCACAAGGAUUCAAAUGUUUUCUUUUAUUGUAUGGAGGACCAAACGUGCUAUAUAAUUAAAUACUAAAUUUAAACCAUGUUUACUGAGAAAUGAAUUAAAGCAUUAAAUAUAAAGUAUUUAUUCCCCCAAGAAAAUCAAUCAAUCAAACUGAAAAACUGAGUAAUAACAAUCUAGUGUAAUAACACAGUGCAGUUACUUUUAACUAGUUUGCUUUAAAAAUCUAUUUAUUUUUUUAAUAAGCUUAGUUUGGUCCCAAUCAUGGCAAAAUCUGAGCUCGGCACACCUGGAGAAAUGUGAUUUUUAGGAAAAUUACCAUAUGCACAGUAAGAAUUAGAAUGUGUGUCAAAAGAGUUUUCUUUGGCAUGUUAAACAAAUACAUCUAUUCUAAAUGUUAUUUCCCUUAUGACAAAAACGAUGUACAGUACUGACUGCUGCAGCACCAAAUUAGAUUGGUGCCUUAUAAAUAGCAAAUUACUAUUAUUGUUUUGUCCGAGAUCUAUACAGAGUGUUCUCAUAAACGUUUAAUAGGAAGUGGGAGCUGUUUUUAGGCAGAUUUUUAUUGUAAGUUACUAUUACUUUUUUUUUUUUUUUUAGUUAAACAUGUUCAGUUACGAAUAAGUACAAUUUGUUCACAAGACUUUGCAAAUUUGAUUCUGGUAUGGUGUUCUUAUAAAUUACAUCAGAUGGUGAUGUAGCUACAGCACAACUAAGGAUAAGCAUGCUGCAGCCACUAGGUGGCAGCAUGAGCAGGCCUAAUAAAGUCUGUGUUGAAGCUGUAAAAGAAAAUUGGCACUGAAAAUCUUUGGUUGCUUGUGAGGUGCAGAGUUGUCCAACAUAGGACGUUAGCUUUACUAAAUCUUGAUGAUAUGCACUUCAGCCGGUCAGGAGGAACUUCUUCAAACUGUAGCAUCUUUAUUCUUUAUUUGAAUAUUCAAAAUCUAGACAUGAACCACGACCCAUACAAGAGAUAUUUAGCAGUCCCCAACAGUUCUACAGCCUGACACAGUUUUGAGGUGUUGGGAGGCCUGAUUAGAUCAUUUGGGGGGGUUUUUUUAGAAAAGGAGGCUGACGUGACAUAAUUUGACUUUCCCUGAUUUUAAGCAGCUCUUAUAAAUGGAUUUAAAUGUAAAAGAAGGUGCAGUGGAUCACUUUGCAUAGAUCUGGAUAAAAGUGCUGAAAAGAAUAAUUUAUUAAACAAAUUGAAUAGCACAAAUGAGUAAGCAAAAACUACAGUGGUUAUUGAGCAGCUGUUCCUACAAUGUGAAUCUGGGAUAAAGGCACAGAUUAUUUGUUUGCCUUUGUUUCCUGGUUAUUUCUCUGUUAUCCAAAUGGGAAAAGAGUGCAUAAAACUACUGUUUACAAGCAGCUUAUCUGUCUCAUUCUGCCCCAUAGCAUAAAAUCCAUUGGUUGAUUGAACAGCGAGCCAUCUACCAUUCAAAAUGAAACCAACCAAUGCUGAGCUGGGCUGCUUGAGACAAUCAGAAGGGAUUUCCUGACCAGUGUCCCACCAUCGCUCUCUUUAUGAAGAGAAAUGUAAGAAUGAAAUAAUGCCACACUCACUCACAGACCUCCAAACCUGCUUUUCUUUGUUCCUUCUGACUUUGUGUCAGCAAAAGUUUCUCUGCAAACAAAGUUCAUCUCUGAUUGAUUUUUCUCUCUGACUAAAUCUCCAGGUGACCACAAAACACAGAAUGUGUAGAGAAGAUUUUCUUUGGUAUAAUGUAAAACACAAAAAAGAGCGAGAAAGUAAAAGAAUAAACAUUUAUUCCAGUAGAAAAACAAUACAUGAAUAUUUGCUGUCAAUUAUUUUUAUAAAUGAUAAAUGUACAUAAUGUCUUUGAGAUGCGAUUUGCUGUAUACAUGUGCUGAAAUAAGACGACGUCAACCCGUGUGGGACAACAGCAAGGUCCAGUAUACAAAGUUUCAGUAAUGUGCAAUACAAGACGGCAUGCUGUUUUAAAAUGAGGAACUUCAUGUACUGUACUAUGCAACCGCAAACUGUGUACAUCGCUUCAUGCUGUGGCUUCUCCAAACACCCUUUUCCAAGCAGCUUCAUCUGGACUUUUAACGGAUUUUUGUGUUUCUCUGUUUUUUUCUGUGGAAGAAGAAAAUCUAAGCGGCUAAUGCGGUAUUGCAUGCAUAAUAAACCACUCUAAUUUAUAAAAAGGAAUUCAAGAAAAAUACAUGGAACUGGAGGUGACUGUGUUUCAGCCAGAGCUUCAAGUGACUUAAAAAUAUUUCUUUUUCAGAAUAAAAGAGUCGUUCUAAAGUCGUGUGUUUUAAAUUCUUUAAGCAAUGUUUCGCACAAAAGAUAAAAAAAACCCCCAAAACAUUAUUUGUCAUCCUGCUGGUAGUAGCAAUCAGAAAAUGAGUACACUGUAGUCCUGAAGGGAUGGACAUGGUCAGCAACAGUACUCAGGUAGGUUGCAGCAUUUAAAUGAAGCUCAGUUGGUACCAAGGGGCCCAAAGUGUACCAGGAAAACCAUUCACAACAUUAUACCAACACCAGUAUGACACAUUUUAGUCCAUAUUCGCAGUUGAUCCACACUUUCAUGUCGUUUACACCAAAUUCUGACCCUACCAUCUGAAUAUCACUGCAAACAUCAGGACCAGUCAAGGUUUUUCCACUUUACUGUUUUUGUGUGUGAAUAGGUGAACGAGCCGUGUUAUAAAUUGCUACGAGUGCUCAAAUACAGUAGAAAAGAACCAUUUACCUGAGCUGGACUGACUAGGUAAUCUCUCAUGAAAAAAGAACUGAAAAACUGCAGAUGAAUUAAACUACAUGCUAAAAGGUAAUAGCACUUAAAAAAAAAAUAACCUUACAGGUAUU
This is a messenger RNA of Oreochromis aureus, 7058 nucleotides long. Its product is annotated as voltage-dependent L-type calcium channel subunit beta-4-like. Lineage: Eukaryota; Metazoa; Chordata; Actinopteri; Cichliformes; Cichlidae. Gene Ontology annotation, biological process: calcium ion transmembrane transport; neuromuscular junction development; regulation of voltage-gated calcium channel activity. The record is from RefSeq and is a predicted model, not a curated record. Gene Ontology annotation, cellular component: voltage-gated calcium channel complex. The transcript is spliced from 15 exons. Gene Ontology annotation, molecular function: protein binding; high voltage-gated calcium channel activity. The coding region runs from base 210 to 1976 and encodes 588 amino acids.